CUCCAGGACCCAGCAGUGUCCUCUGUCCAUUUCUCUGGGCCACUCCCCACCCCACCCCCCACCUAGAGCCCCUAAUUCAGGAUUUGGUACCUAGGGACCCCUCCCUACCCCAGCUAAUCUUCUCUGGACCAGGAGAGCAGACCCAGAUCCUACUACCUCCAUGAGCCCUACAGCCAGGAUGGGGGCCAGAGCAAUGCCCAGGCUGAGAUUGGCACUGCUGUUACUGCUGGUGCUAGGGGCGCCCAAGUCAGGGGUCCAGGGGGAGGAAGGUCUGGACUUCCCUGAGUAUGACGGCGUGGACCGAGUGAUCAAUGUCAAUGCAAAGAACUACAAGAACGUGUUCAAGAAGUAUGAGGUGCUGGCCCUCCUCUACCACGAACCCCCUGAGGAUGACAAAGCCUCACAGAGACAAUUUGAGAUGGAAGAGCUAAUCCUGGAGUUAGCAGCCCAAGUCCUAGAAGACAAGGGUGUUGGUUUCGGGCUGGUGGACUCUGAGAAGGAUGCAGCUGUGGCCAAGAAACUAGGUCUAACUGAAGAGGACAGUGUUUAUGUGUUCAAGGGAGAUGAAGUCAUUGAAUAUGAUGGUGAAUUUUCUGCAGACACCCUGGUGGAGUUUCUGCUUGAUGUCCUAGAGGACCCUGUGGAAUUGAUUGAGGGUGAACGAGAGCUGCAGGCAUUUGAGAAUAUUGAAGAUGAGAUCAAACUUAUUGGCUACUUCAAGAGCAAAGACUCAGAGCAUUACAAAGCCUAUGAGGAUGCAGCUGAAGAAUUCCAUCCCUACAUCCCCUUCUUUGCCACCUUCGACAGCAAGGUGGCAAAGAAAUUGACCUUGAAGAUGAAUGAGAUUGAUUUCUAUGAGGCCUUCAUGGAUGAACCUGUGACCAUCCCAGACAAACCCAACAGUGAAGAGGAAAUUGUCAACUUUGUGGAAGAGCACAGGAGGUCAACCCUGAGGAAACUGAAGCCUGAGAGUAUGUAUGAGACCUGGGAGGAUGAUCUGGAUGGAAUCCACAUUGUGGCCUUUGCAGAGGAAGCUGAUCCUGAUGGUUAUGAGUUCUUAGAGACUCUCAAGUCUGUGGCCCAAGAUAACACUGAAAACCCUGAUCUGAGCAUCAUCUGGAUUGACCCUGAUGACUUCCCCCUGCUGGUUCCAUACUGGGAGAAGACAUUUGACAUCGACUUGUCAGCCCCACAAAUAGGAGUCGUCAAUGUUACUGAUGCGGAUAGCAUAUGGAUGGAGAUGGACGAUGAAGAGGACCUACCUUCUGCUGAGGAGCUGGAGGACUGGCUGGAGGAUGUGCUGGAGGGUGAGAUCAACACAGAGGAUGAUGAUGAUGAUGAUGAUGAUGACGACGACAAUGAUGAUGAUGAUGAUGACGACGACUAGUUG
Molecule: messenger RNA, 1390 nt
Organism: Dipodomys ordii (Ord's kangaroo rat)
Lineage: Eukaryota; Metazoa; Chordata; Mammalia; Rodentia; Heteromyidae
Gene: Casq1
Product: calsequestrin 1 (fast-twitch, skeletal muscle)
Exons: 11
Coding region: 161-1387 (408 amino acids)
Biological process (GO): regulation of skeletal muscle contraction by regulation of release of sequestered calcium ion
Cellular component (GO): sarcoplasmic reticulum lumen
Molecular function (GO): calcium ion binding
Source: RefSeq, a predicted model, not a curated record